AUGUCGGUCACAAUCGACAGAGGGUUGGUCUCCAACACCAAACGCGUCCAUGGGGUCCAUCCGGUCUUCCUUAUCGAGAAAAUAUUGCGCGAGCGAAUCCUCGACAGUCAGUAUUGGAAGCGAGAAUGCCAACAUGCGGAUCUUUUAGUGGUAUUGGAUCGCGCGGUUGAGGUUGAUCAGAUUGGUACUUAUGCAAACUCGGGCCGCACUUUGCCCACACCGUUCAUUUGUCUGUUGCUUCGGUUGCUCCAAAUCCAACCGUCAACCGAAAUUAUCGACCAUUUGCUCGUUCAGCCUGAUUUUGUCUAUCUGAGUGCUCUGGCCGCAUUGUACAUCAGAAUAACCAGCACUUCAGUGGAGGUUUAUCAGAAAUUAGAACCGCUGCUCGCUGAUUACCGCGAGCUUCAAAUUUUGGAGUCUCAAACCGCUAAAACAACGUAUCUCGACGAGUACGUCGACGGUCUUCUCCAAGGGAACAAAUUCUGCGACAUGAUUCUUCCUCGUCUGGUGGAUAGACUCGUUCUAGAAGACCAGGAUCUUCUUGAACCUCGUCAUAGCGUUCUCGAAGAAGAAUAUGACAAGCUCACGGAGGAAGAACGGGCCGCCUUGUAA
Molecule: messenger RNA, 612 nt
Organism: Ogataea philodendri
Lineage: Eukaryota; Fungi; Ascomycota; Pichiomycetes; Pichiales; Pichiaceae
Exons: 1
Coding region: 1-612 (203 amino acids)
Cellular component (GO): precatalytic spliceosome
Source: RefSeq, a predicted model, not a curated record